Messenger RNA from Penicillium verrucosum, 648 nucleotides. RefSeq lists its product as uncharacterized. The coding region runs from base 1 to 648 and encodes 215 amino acids. NCBI's taxonomy places the organism in Eukaryota, Fungi, Ascomycota, Eurotiomycetes, Eurotiales, Aspergillaceae. The transcript has a single exon. The record is from RefSeq and is a predicted model, not a curated record.
AUGUCUACAAAAGGCUCGAGUCUCCGCGUCGCCCGUGUUAUUGGCAGAUGUUGCCCCAUUGGAAAACGGAGUGCCCCCGGUCCCAGUGCCCCCGGUCCCAGUGACAAUACCCAUACGCCUGCACGAGAACGUCCUGCCACUCCGUCUAUUCAUUCUACAUCAACACAGAAUGAAAACAUAGCACCAUCUUCGUCCGUAAUUAGCGGUAUUGAUCCUCCUCCUGCCCGGCAGAAGUCUACGACUAAACGUCAUUCCACUCCUACAGGAAUCAGACCUGUCAGUCACCAACAGAGAAUCGACAUUACGGGUUCCUCCAUGAAAAGCGGCAGCCCUUUAUCACCCGAACGACUACAUCGCUCUACAACAAGCCCAUCUGCUGCCAGUCCUCCUGGUUCGACCGGGACUGCUCCCAAGGAUCCUGUGACUUCUCCCACGGAUCCUGCGACUUCUACUACCGUCCCGGAUGUUAAUCCCCUUACGCCAACUAGGCGACAUCGCCUCCCUGUGAUUGUUGAUUAUGUGGAAACUCCCCGCAACAGCGCGCAGCCAACCAAUGAGUCAAUCGAUGUGGACUUUAUCUGCACUCUGCAAUACUGUAUGAUACAACUCAAUUCAGAUUCAAUUCAGAUUCAAUUCAGAUUAAGAUAG